AUGUGCCCUUGGUCUGAAAGCCAGCCCUGGGGCAGGCAGCGGACAGGCAUUUCUCCGCGGCGCACGGAGGCUCCGAGUCGAGUCCGCGCGGCGCGAGCUCCGGGAAGGCCGGGCCGGGCCCCCGAGGAUCGCGCACUCCAUCGGGAGGCCGCCCUCCGGAAGGGGCCGCCCUUGGGGCUGGCGGGGCCGGGCGGGACUGCCGCGCUCGCGGGAGAGGCCGAGCGCAGGCCGGAGGGGUCGGCGGGCAGGGAGUGCCUGCGCGCCGGGAGCGGGGGCAGCCGCGGCCCCGGGCGGGCCCCGCUGAGCCGCAGAGAAGCUGUGGAAAUACACUGGGAUCGAAACGCCCCUGGCCCGCAUGACCCCACCCCAGGAGAAGCAGCCCAGAGUUACCGGACAUCGUGGUCAGCAGAAGCUGGGCCGGUGGCUGGAUGCUGCAGCUGCAGGGACUCGGCGCCUAGGAGGGCUCCUGUGCAAGGAGAGAAGCAGAGAUGCAACAUUUUUAAAGUUUCACAAAGCAUCCAGUUGCACCCAGGUUCCUGGAGCAGGAGACAAACAGAAUUAAUGUUUUAUACCUUCGGGUAUAGGUUUGAGUUUUUUCCCCCUCAUGCCAAGUAUUUAAAACCUCUAGAAACCCAUGAUUUGACAAUCAAUGAUUGCGCGAUACUUUCAAUUUGAAUAUUCAAAGGCUUAACAAAAUGGACUAUCUUCUGCAGAAAUCCUGCAUACAGGCACCCCACAGAGAGUCCAGAGAAACAGGGAGUGAGACCCCUUUGGGUCCUGGCCCCUGCUUUUAUUGUAUUUUGAGCAUUUUGCCCACCUUCCCACAGACAGAUCAGGAGUCCUCAAAGAUGCUCUGUAUUUCUGCCUCAAAGGCAGCUCCAGGGGCUCUGAGUGACUUAGGCUGCCCUUCAUGACCACCUGAGCCAGGCUGGCCAGCCACACUGAUUCCCACAUCCCCAAACUCCGUUUUAAGGAAAAAUCUCAGGUUUUGGGGAGUGAACUUGGCAGCCAGUAGGUGUGGCAUGGCAGAGAGUCACUGUGGGCCCGGGUUGCAGGCCGGAGGCCCGGCAGAGGCCUUAGCUCUGCACCUCAUCUCCUUCUGCCCCGCCUGGCCAUGUGCCGGCUUCCCUUCCCUUUGUGCCACUUUCUGUCUGGGCCCCAGACACUGGGGUUUGCAUAGAGAAUACCUGCCCAGUAAGACCCUUUGUUCCUCCCCAAGGAGCUGGGGAUGCCUGUGGGGCCUCGCCCUUCAGAGAUUUUCUGAGGCUGCUGUUUCUUCACUGUAAAGUUCCCUCUUCCCUCCUCCUUCUCCCUCUAGAGCCAUGCCUGCCUUUUAGCUACAGGAGCAUGUAUUGAGAAACAGUGAUAAACUUGGCUCCUGCUCAUUUUAGCUGAAAGGACGUGGAUUUUGUUCAAGCCUUCAUACGUUGGGGUGAGAGGGCUUUGAGGUCAGGCUGCCCCUGUGGUCCAGGCCCGCGCGUCUCACAAAUAACUGGGACUGUGCUGGGUUAUGUUUUCCAAGCACUGGCUCUGCCUCUUUCAUGUGAUUUGGAAGCUUGAGAAGAUAGGAGUGAUCCAGAGAGGGAGUGAGUGCCAGGCCAAAUCCUCUCAUGGCCCUGAGGGGAGGGGGCAGCCCUAGAAGACAGAGAGACAGGGAGGUUCCCUUGUCUGUCAUUUGGGGUUCCCAAAUGAGCCAAGACAUUCCCCUGAUACCAGGCCAGGCGAUGGUUAGAGGCCUCUGCUCUAUGUUGCCUGAGUUCUCUGAAAUGCACUAAGUGGAGUUGAGCCCCACGGACCACCAGAAAAAGACCUGAAUGCCCGAUGCAGGGUGGAGCGUUCAGAGAGCAGGGAAUGGGGCUCUCUGAGAGUGACAAGAUACCAGAGUCUGUGAUGGAUAAGACUUGCUUGGCAACUGAAGCCAAGUCUCUGGGGGAAGGGAUGAGGGCUGGGAACACAUGAGGUGGCACCUGACCUUGGAGGGCAGGCUGGGGUGUGUUUGUCUCCAGCCCAGCUGGAAUCCAUCAGCUUCGAGAGCUUCUUUCUCCAAAGGCUCCUGAGCCUGUGUCCUGAGUUUUCCUGAUGGAGGUCAGGCUGAGGCAGACUUGGGAGGAGGGGAAGGACACUGGGAGUUCAGAGAUCCCCUAGGUCCUUUCUCCCUGCCCUGCCCUGCCUGGGCUCUGCACCCCCUGAAUGAACAGGGAGCAAAGCAGCGUGGAAUUAGGGAUGUCUCUCGUCCUCCUAGCUUCUUCCAUUACUUCUUCUCUCUUUUGCCUUCCUCCUUUUUGUUUUACACUUAUUUUUGGGUUUGCUUUUUACAAUCUCCCACUUUGUCCUUUCUGUUAAUUUUUUUCCGAAUUUCUUUUUCUUUGUGUCUCUUCCUGUCACUGCUUUCGUCUAUCUCUUGUCUGCAUUGCUGUUUUUUCUCCCUGGCCCCUUCUGCAUCUCUGUUUUCCCCUGUUGAGGGUGCUGUCUCAUUUUUUUAGGUUUAAUCUCCUUCCAAGCCUCUCCUUUUGUGUGGAGAUGGACAGGGAUGGCAGGAGGCCAUUGAGUUCCCUUGGCAACAUCACUGAGGUUGAUGCUGAUGAUUGGCUGCCCUGUAGAUAGGGCAGGCAGGGCUAGGUGAGCUCACUGGAAGUCUGUAGGGACAGCAAAGAACUCUUUGUCGCUUCCUCCAGGAGCCUCUGCCUGAACCAUGCAGCAGUUCUGGGGGCUUCUCUGUUGGCCCCCGCUGCUGGGAUGGAUGUUCUAGUGUGAUUGCUGGCCAGCAACUUCAGAAAACGGGGUUUCCCCUGGCCUGAGCCCUGUUUGGAGAAAGAAGCCUCCCAGUUUUUAGCCUAACGUUGAGGGAUUUUGGUUCCUGCUGUUUCUAUAAUUGCAAAACCCCAGCACAGGUAUAAGAGCUGAAUGCCAUGCUUGUGGGGGUAAGGGAGAAUCCUUUCUAAAUGCCUCCUGUGAAUCCUCCUUACAGAUCUGCAGGUGUCCUGAGGCCUGGAGCAACCAGGGCUACCCUUACACCCCAUAGAGUUGGAUGUUCCUCUUAGGAGACUGUUAAAAGUUGUCAUUUAUUGAGUGUUUAUUGGAUGUCAGGCACUGUAUUGUAUAGCUUCCCCAUUUUGCAAAUGAGGAAACAGGCCUGGAGGGGUAAGCAGCAUGCCUAAGAUUAUUGAACACAGAAAUGGCAGGAUUGGGAAUCAAACUUUCCUAAAUCUGAUGCUAAAACCCUUGUUCUUAACUAUUGUUGUCUUCCUGAUCUUUUAUAGCAGAGGCUUUCAAACUCAUUUCACUUCAACCCGCAAUAGGAAAUUCAUUUUACGUGUUCACAUACUAUAUCUGUAACAAUAUUUACAUAUUUAUAAAACAAACUUUUCAUAAAACAAUCUACACCUAUGUAUAUGAGGCACUCUGAUAUUUUCUGUUCUAUUAUUCCGUGUUUUCCAUUUCAUUCAGUUUAUGAAAAAUAUAUGUUGGUUGGGAGUCACUAAGAUAAUUUGAUGACCCACUAAUGAGUUGUGACUUCCUUUGGAAAAAUACUUCUUGUAAGAUGUGCAAAUACACUUGUCAAUGUUGUGCAUAUGAAAGUAUUUUGGUGAGCUGUCUGUUUUACUAACGGGGUGUGUGAGGAGACUAAAGCAGUGCAGCCUGCUGAAUUGCGAUUAUUCUGUAAAGGCUGGAAAUGCCAGAACCCUGAGGAAGAGGCUGGCUAGAGGUGACAGUGAGCUGUUCACUUAUGAUGCUCAUUACAGUUUGU
Messenger RNA from Diceros bicornis minor, 3748 nucleotides. RefSeq lists its product as uncharacterized. The coding region runs from base 1 to 675 and encodes 224 amino acids. The record is from RefSeq and is a predicted model, not a curated record. NCBI's taxonomy places the organism in Eukaryota, Metazoa, Chordata, Mammalia, Perissodactyla, Rhinocerotidae. The transcript has 3 exons.